UUCCCAUUAGGUUAGUAUUGGGGACAACGAGAAUUGUUUGCAGAGUGCCCCAGUGAAAUACAUUACAGGAUUACUGUAGACUAGUUCUUUUUCAUUAGGGAUGAGCCCUCUGUGCCUGAAGAUCAGAGGGUGACAUGCGCACUGCACGGAGCGCACAAAAGCCGCGGACACAAUGCUGGAAAAUAAAGCGCUCAGCUUGCUUCUUGAUAUCGUGCCGUCUCUCAAUAAGCUGUUAUGACUUGUCCCAUCAGGAAAGUGUCAUUCUUGGUAUUCGGUUCAGGCAAAUCUGCCCUGCGGACUGGUGGAGGUGGAGGACGUGCUGUGCUUGGAACUCAGUGGGGACCUGUUGAUAGCCCACCGGCGAUGCAAUGGAGGUGCCAAACAGAGAAGAAUGACAUCUAACUAAGGCAGAGAGUCACAAAGCAGCAAUUCAUCUGAGCAACCUGUCAGGCGGUGAUGGAAAUCAUGGAUACUCAGUGUGCCUUGGAGGCUGUGGAGAGACUGCAAGCCAAACUGAAGGAGAGAGGGGAGGCCCCCACACAGGAGAAACUCUCCCUGCUAAAGACUGUCCUGCAGAGCCCCCUGUUCCAUCAUAUACUCAGCUUACAGCAAGCUCAGCGGAAGCCCGUGGCGAAGGGGAAGGGCAUUUCCAAAUCUGUGUCCAUGAACUGUGGACCGUGCCAGGGCAUGGCGGUAGGGCUGAAGACACUGAGCCACAGUGACUCCUACACAUGGGCCGUGGAGAACCGAAGGCCCAGCACUGCCAGAUCCUUCCACAGGGAAGGCAGCAUCUCCUCUCUAGGCUCACAGGAUCUGUCCUUCUCAGACAUUUACCCAGGCAACUGCAUUCCCACCGAAUCACAGUACUGCACUCCCCCUCGAAUCUCCCGCACCAUGUCGAUGGGGAGAAACCUGUCUGCUAUUGCUCAUGAGAGGCGUCAUGUGGAGAUGAUUGAGCUGACCAAUGAUGGUAAGGGGCUUGGCUUUGGCAUCAUAGGAGGGCGGAACACAGGAGUCAUGGUCAAGACCAUCCUUCCUGGAGGAGCUGCCGGCCGGGAUAAGCGCCUGAGUAGUGGAGACCAGAUCCUGCGCAUCGGAGAUACAGAUCUGGCGGGCAUGAACAGCGAGCAGGUGGCACAGGUGCUGCGAAAUGCUGGUAGCAAGGUGAAACUGCUCAUUGCCAGGGAUAUUACCAAGGACAACCACCUUUCCUCUCCUGUCCUCAGCCAGGACAGCUUGGAUGGCAAGCUCAAUGACUUGAAUGAUGACUAUGAGUUCAGUGUGCAGUUCACUAAAAACAGCCGGGGCCUGGGAUUCACCAUCGCUAGCUACAUAGGUGACCUAAACUCAGUCUACAGUGCCGGUGUGAUAGUGAAGAGCAUAGUGAAAGGCAGCACUGUUGAUCAAGAUGGACGCAUCCACAUUGGAGACAUCAUACUAUCUGUGGAUGGGGUGAGCCUGCAGGGCUGCAGUGAGCAGAGGGCAAUGGAGGUGCUGCGUAGGACAGGUCCUCUGGUCAGACUGAGGUUGCUGAGGAAGGCCGUCCGUCUGAGCCACAUCCUGCCCCCGGUUCCUCCCCUGCAGCCCCUCCGACACUCCCACAGCUUCCACGAGGGCAAUCCCUACAGAGCGGGCCUCAACAAGAUCCAAGAGACAGGAAUCUGCUCUCUGCGUGAAAUCUCCCGGCGAGCAGCAUACGCCAGCAGACGACCCCGACAUGAUUCCAGAAACGGUGUGACGCUGACGCCAGCUGAGGAGGAGGACCUGAGGAGGAGGUGGCAGCAUGCGGUUGGACCCAGAUAUGAAGUCAUUGUGUGUCAGCUGGAGCGUUUCAGCGAGACGAGCGGUCUGGGCAUCAGUCUGGAGGCUCGGGCGGGACAUCAUUACCUAUGCUCCAUCUUACCUGAGGGGCCCGUCGGCCAAAGCGACAAGAUCAUCACCGGAGACCAGAUAUUGGAGGUGAAUGGGAUCCCUCUCAUUGGAGAGACACAUAAGGAGGUGGUCAGUAUUCUUAAGGAGCUGCCGAUGCAUGUGUGCCUGGUGUGCUCUCGCAUCGUACCCCCUUCAGUUCCUGACAGUGAUGAAGAAGAUGAUGAUGAUGUCCAUCUCACCCUGAAGGAACUGCUGGCUGAGUUCAAUGACAAGUUGGAUCAGGGCUGUGUCAUUCCCUGUCCUACAGCUGAGGACAUCACCAAGCGUGGCGUGCCCCCCAUGUCACCUCCUCUGGCCAUGUGGGAGAGAGAGGCUCAGGUGGUUGAGCUGGAGAAAGGCGAGUCGGGACUGGGCUUCAGUAUCCUGGACUACCAGGAUCCAGAAGAUGCCACUAAAACAGUUCUGGUAAUCCGGUCCUUGGUGCCUGGAGGUGUAGCAGAUCGAGAUGGUCGCCUGCUGCCUGGUGACCGACUCAUGUUCGUUAAUGAAACUGAGCUGGAAGGCUCCAGCCUGGAUUAUGCUGUGCACGUCCUCAAAUCCACCGGCUAUGGACUUGUCCACAUUGGUGUUGCCAAACCCCUGCCACUGGAACUGUGCGGCGGCUUAACGCCCAUCUCAGAGAGGAGCACGCGGGCUUCCUGCGAUGACACCGACAGCCACACUCAGGUCAGCCUGCUAGCUGAGGCAGCCGAGGCUAGCAACACUUUCAACUCUGAGGACAACAGCGUCAUCCAGCCAUAUUACACAACAACGGAAAGCCAGCUGCAUAAUCGCUUCAGCAUCAUGGAAGACGACGAUAGGCAGCAAGUCCCGCCUCCACCUCCACCUCCCCGCACCAGCUUUGAGAGGACAAUCACUGUUGUCCGGGGUAACCGUAGCCUUGGGAUGUCGGUGAGUGCAAUCAAGGACGGCUCAGGCAUGCUGGUGCGCAGUGUGGUCCAGGGGGGCUCUGUUAGCCAGGAUGGCAGGCUAGGGGUGGGGGACGCCAUCUUGGCCAUCAACGGAGAACCUACCUCCAACCUGACCAACGCCAAGGCCAGGGCCUUGCUUCGCAGACACUCUGUCAUAGGGCCAGAAAUGAGAUCUACCCAUGCAGAUCUUGACAGUCUGUGUGACUCGAAUGAUAUAAGCUACGUCCCAGCCCAUCAGGUGGAUGAGCACCGUACGCGUCUGUGUUUGCCCCCUCUGGCAUCCAUCUCAGCAGACAGCGCUUCCUCCUCACCCACCCCAACAACACCUUCUCCAGAACCUGCAUCGGCCCCAGCCAGAUCCCCCGGUCCAGUCAGAGCUCCGGCUCUGACUCCAGCUCCAACCGCCCUCAAACCCUCUGCCUCAGUCAAAUUUAAAGCUGCAGCUCCAGAUCCAGCAGUCACAGUUAGAGCCUCUGCUUCGUUCAAAGCUCCAUUCAAGGGCCCAGCCAUAGUUCCCACCAUCGCCCCAGACCCAAGUUGGCAGAUUCCAAAAUCUCUACCUGCCAUGAAUAAAAGAGCAGGAAAAGAAGAUGGAAUCACUGUGGAAGAGAAAAAGGACACGAUUAGUGCAGAUGGGAAAGUACCAAAGCUGGAGGUGGAGAUAAAGAUGGAUGGUAAAGAGGAGGGCGAUGGCGAGCUCUAUCCUCACACCACCGUGUAUUGGGAUCAACCUAGAAGUGUGCAGCUGACUCGAGCACCGGGCCAGUCCCUGGGUAUCAGCAUAAUGGGAGGCAGAGGCAUGGGACGGAGACUGAGCAGUGGAGAGAUGAUGAGGGGAGUCUUCAUCAAGCACAUCAGCCCCGACAGCCCGGCAGCACAUAAUGGCACCCUCCGGACUGGAGACAGGAUACUGGAGGUGUGUGGUGUGGACUUAAGAGAUGCCAGCCAUGAGCAGGCAGUGGAGGCCAUUCGCAGGGCUGGAGAUACUGUGGACUUCCUGGUCCAAUCCGGACAACACAGAUCUCAGUCUCCUAUGCUCACCAACCAUGAAAGACUGACUCCAACACCACAGUCCAACUCACACAGCAGCAAGGAAGCAGAGUCUCUCAGUGGUCUAUUCCUUAGUCUCUCCCCUACAAACCCCUUCACUCCCACCCCCUUUAAGGUACCUUCGCCAGCAUCAGAUAGAAAGGAUCGGAGAAGCCCCAUAAUUGUAACAACACCAAUCACAGCAGCAGCUGAGGAUGAGGGCGACACUGGCAGGAAAAAGAUGCUUCAGCGCUAUGGCAGCCUGUCUGGGAAGCUUCAUAUGAUUGAGCUGGAGAAGGAUCCUGCGGCUCACGGCCUGGGAAUCAGUCUCUCGGGGGACAAGGAUGGCUCUAGGGCCCGCAUGAGUGUCUAUGUGGCGGAUAUAGACCCUGAAGGUCCUGCUGGUUUAGAUGGGAGGAUACAGGUUGGAGACGAGCUAUUGGAGAUCAACGGCCAGAUCUUGUACGGUCGCAGUCACCAAAAUGCCUCCACCAUCAUUAAUAACGCUCCGUCUAAAGUCAAGAUCAUUCUCAUCAGGAAUAAGGCAGCUCUGAGUCAAAAGGCUCAGGGAUCCAGAACAGAGUGUGAGGACACAGUCGACUCCAGGAGAGACUCAGCAGAGCAUGGAGGAUUAUCCACAGACAUCCACCAAAUCAUCCUACCGCAGGAUCAUGUAGGUCUCGGCCUCUGCCUGGUAGAGGUUGACUCUAAGGAUGGAGUGGUCGUCAGGUCACUGAUCCAGCACGGCACUGCUAGUAAGGACGGCAGAAUAAAGCCUGGAGACAGAAUCAUAGCAGUGGGUGAUGAACAUGUGGCCGGUGUGUCAGUGGACAAGGUGUCCUGUUUGAUCCUCAAACACCGGGUCACUGUCAAGCUCUCCAUCAGCCGUUCCAAGCAGCUCUCCUCCUCUUCCACUCUACCUCUCCCUACGUCUCAUUCCUAUCCCUGCUCUGCUGCUCCUGCAUCUUCCCUAACCCUCCCUGUUUCCUCCUCCUACUCUUCAUCCCUAAAUACCAUGCAGACCUCUCCCGCAGGUCGGUCUGAUUGGCUAGGAUCUGCACCCACAACUUCUGACCCCCUGAGCUGCCCAGUCGUCGCUGGCAGGGAAACCAUGAUGGAGAUCUGUAAAGGAAAUGUAGGCCUGGGCCUCAGCAUUGUAGGAGGAUGUGACACUCUGCUGGGGGCAGUAGUAAUCCAUGAAGUAAAUGAUGGAGGAGCAGCACAGAGAGACGGAAGAUUGCAGGCUGGAGACCAGAUAUUAGAGGUCAAUGGAAUAGACCUGCGGCAGGCCACUCACGAUGAGGCUAUUGGCGUGCUGCGGCUCACCACCCGGCGUGUUCGCCUGUGUGUCUUCAGGCACCAGGAGACCUACAGGGAGGAGGACCUGUGGGACGUCUUCAGCGUGGAGCUCAGACCUCGUCCUGGAGAGGGGCUGGGGCUCACCACCGUGGGAAAGAGCAAUGACACGGGCAUCUUUGUGUCAGAUAUCAUCAGAGGAGGCGUAGCAGAUUCAGAUGGCAGAUUGUUGCUAGGUGACCAGAUUCUGUCAAUCAAUGGAGAGGAUGUCCGUGCAGCGUCACAGGAACAUGCACAGAAGCUCCUACAGAGUUGCAGUGGAGUGGUGCACCUUGAGGUGGCUCGUUUCAAAGCUGGGGUGCAGUACUCACACGGGAGCCAGAGCGAAGACUCUGACUGUUCCACCCUGACCCCAUCACGUGGAUGUGAUGCUGCCCUCGGCCACCAGAGGGAGACAGAUAACAAAACAGGGAGCUGUACAAUUCAAGACUUCCCUAACAUCAGAAAAGUCAUAAUACAAAAGGGUCCAUGUGACUCCCUGGGCAUCUGUGUAGCAGGAGGAGUGGGCAGUCCCCAUGGCAACGUACCUAUUUUUAUUGCUACCAUGGAUACCAAUGGACUGGCUGCCAAAACACAGCAAUUACAGACAGGAGACAAGAUUCUCAGUAUCAAUGAUGUGUCCACGGAGGGAAUGACUCAUGUCCACGCCGGAGUCCUCCUGAAGAACGCCACCGGAACCAUCAGUCUGCAGGUCGCAGCAGGUUCUGGUGGGUGCAGCACACAGGACCACAGUGUCCAUGCCCGGUCAUCAGGCCAACCCAGCAGCCUGCCCUGUUUUCACAACAACCUCUGUGCUCGCAUGUAUAAGACCAUCACUCUGGAGAGAGGCUCCUCAGGCCUGGGUUUCAGCAUCGUAGGAGGGUUCGGCAGCCCUCACGGAGACCUGCCGAUCUACAUCAAAACUGUCUUCAACAAGGGGGCGGCCAUAGAAGACGGCAGGCUGAAACGUGGAGAUCAGAUCAUUGCAGUGAAUGGACACUGCCUGGAGGGUGUGACCCACGCAGAAGCUGUGGACAUCCUCAAGAAGACCAAGGGGAGUGUAGUCCUCACUGUUCUCUCCUGAGACAUGGUUCAUUUUGUCCCAUUUUGUUUGAUUAUUAUGGCAAAGUAGCCCUCAGUUGAUGUCAGCUACUUCCUGUAGAUGUGCUUCACAAACACCUGAGAGGGCAAAUAAGGAUAGUUAAAGUGAUGUAGUUUUGUUUAGAAUCAUAAGCAGAGUAGAUACUGUGAGUGUCAAUUUAUCUGCAUUUAGUUUAGGGAAGCUACCUCUAACUGCAGCGCGGGUGUGUUUAAAUGCACACAAUAUUCCUGAUAUAAACUCAUAUUCCUGUGAAGGUGUUAUUUGAAAUAAUGUGUUAAUGUUAUGAAUCUUCAUACAGCAAUGAUGAAUAUUUCCGCAUUUUUUAUAUUACCAUGGAAGCGACGUUCAUAGAAAUCAAAGCACCAAAAGCAGAUCAUAAAGAAGCCAACAUCACAGUGUCCCAACUAAUGAUGAUAUAAUGUGUCUUAAUUACCCUGUUCAAGGUAUUUGUAAUACACUUAUGCAUUGAUACGCAUCAUUUCACAUGUAAACACACUCAUGAAUAAAUCACCAUCCACAAACCACUGAAUCAGCCGACAAAUGAAUGCAAUAGAAACAUCUGACAUGUGACAUGUUUUACUGCUGUCUCUUGACUUGUGUUCGCUCAGAGCUAAUUACUGUGAUAAACUCCUAAGGCCCACUACAUGCCAAGUGCUUCUGCCAAUCUUUUAUAUGGCAAUAAGGUUUUAGGAUAUUUGCUUUGUGUAAGACUGUUUUACUUUUAUUCCUCAUUCUCGUAUUCUGAUAAUUAAAAAUGUGUCCUAAUUCCUUGACUUAUCAGUGUAUUAAAUGAUGUGUAUGAUUAGCGAUUAGAACCACCUUGUGUGAAGGAGUUAGAACAGAAAAGAAACUAAUUUUGCUACAUCUGUUAAAAGCAGCUGCUAAUUCCAGUUACUUUAAAUGUCAGCUCCAGGAGUAACUGAUUUGUUAUUAUUUAUUUAUUAUUUAUUUAUUACUGUUUUCAUAAUCUUAAAUUUUAUCAGUUGUUUUUUGGACUUUAAUGGAGUAUUGUUAUAGCAUAAAGUGCAAUCUUUAUUUAGAAACCUUCUCAUAACUGUUUUAUAUGAUUUUAUAUAUACUGUGAUAUUUACAUUUUCUUCACUGUCAUUUAUUUUAUUUCAUUUAUGUGAGUAGUCCUCAGAGCCACAACACACACACACACACACACACAAACACACACACACACACACACACACACACACACACACACACACACACAGACACACACACCUGAGUGUUUGGCAUUGUGUAGCAUUGUAUAAUUGAAUGUACUGUAAGUGAUCCUAUUAAAUGGUCAUUUGAUAGA
This is a messenger RNA of Seriola aureovittata, 7615 nucleotides long. Its product is annotated as multiple PDZ domain protein. Gene Ontology annotation, molecular function: protein binding. The coding region runs from base 457 to 6291 and encodes 1944 amino acids. The record is from RefSeq and is a predicted model, not a curated record. The transcript is spliced from 45 exons. NCBI's taxonomy places the organism in Eukaryota, Metazoa, Chordata, Actinopteri, Carangiformes, Carangidae.